This is a messenger RNA of Zophobas morio, 1991 nucleotides long. Its product is annotated as WD repeat-containing protein 64-like. The record is from RefSeq and is a predicted model, not a curated record. NCBI's taxonomy places the organism in Eukaryota, Metazoa, Arthropoda, Insecta, Coleoptera, Tenebrionidae. Bases 1 to 1959 code for a protein of 652 amino acids. Gene Ontology annotation, molecular function: protein binding. The transcript is spliced from 9 exons.
AUGAAUGAAAAUAUUCAAGAAGAACAAAAUAUCAAUACUAGCGACAACUUUACAACCUUAUCAUGGCAUGAGCUCCUACAAAAUCUCAGCACAAACCACUUAGAAAAAUUGGAAAAUAUUUUUAAAAGUAAUGAAUCAAGUCUUAGCAAGGAACAGUUUUUUCAAGCAGUUGAUGAAGUAUUUGAACACUCGGAUUGUGCCCAACAAAUAAUUGCAUUAUAUGAUCUUAUAAACAAAAAUAAUGAAUCUAGAAUCACGUGGGGUCAAUUACUGGAUUUCUUUGUACAAAACAUAUCACCAAAUGGUGCUGGUGUAAUAGAUUUACAAAUAAAUGCCAUUAUAGCAGUACCACAGACAAGAAGAGAAGCAAUAGUUAAAAUUGUGCUUAUCGAAACGUCAAAAUAUUUUUGUUAUGCCAUAUUAUCCAAGCAUGGUAGAGUUGGUCUGUACGAUGGCAAUCUGAACUUUUUAACAACAUAUCAGUUAAUAAUGACGAGAGAAGAUAUUAAUCGGCGGGAGGAAGAUAGAAGAAGAAGGAAUAGAUGGGUUACAGAUGCCAUUUUUUGUAGUGACGUCCUUAUGUUUAUCGUAACUAAUACUGCGAGAAGUGUAAUUAUUUAUGAAGCUUCAGGGUUAAAACAUGUGCCUUUGUGGCUUAUUUUAAGCACACCUAACAUUGUUGAGUGUUUUGCCUAUAAAAGCAGUGAUGCUAGUGAAAAAGGAGAAAGUACGUUAUAUAUGGGUGAUGACAGUGGUUUAGUAUUUUCUUUUAUUUUUUUGCAACCAAAAGUACUCAUAUUAAGGAAAAAACAUAACGACAAACUUAGUUUAUUUUAUUGGGAUGAAUUAUCAGAAGAAAAAGAUUUUAUGAUUGUAAAACGUAUCGGCCGACCCCAUCAAGAAAGCAUAAAACGACUUAUAUAUUUUGAUGAUAAUGAAACGCUCGUAUCUUGUAGUAAAGAUUCUAAUGUUUCUUUAAUAAUAAAAUAUGUGGGAAAGAAAAACGCACCUUACGUUUUUAAAAUGCCCAAAGGAUGUAACUGUUUUGCCUUGAGUACAGAACGAAAAAUACUGAUUACUGGAAGUCAAGACGGAAUUAUAAGGUUGUGGAAUCCAAUAAUCACUUCAAAAUCUAUCGGAACUUUAAGUGGACAUAAAACUGCAAUUGCAGAUUUGAAAAUGAUGGAUAAAGAAAACUUAUUCAUGAGUUGUUCUCAUGAUGGAACGUUUAAUUUGUGGGAUAUAAAACAACAAAAAUGUAUUCAAAGCUUUGUGAUCAAUUUUCCUUCUUUUGCUGUAUUUGGGAAGUUAAUAGAAUGGGGAAUCGAAUGUAUUUACCCUGGCCCGAAGCGCACAUUGUGCAACGAGAAUAACACAACUUUAGGUGUAUGGCAAAGAUCUCCAAUAUUAGUUGCAUGUUGUAACCACAUUGCCCUUAUAAAACUAAAACAUCCAGACAAAGAGAUUUUAGAUAAUAAUGAAACACAGGUUUUGCCUCCACCGCCUUUACAAAACAGUGUACUGAUUCCCAAGAUGUGGAAUACUUCAGACAGUACAGAAGCAGUCAGGUGUAACGAAUUUAACCAACCUGACAUGUCUAUUAUAGACAAGAGAUUAAAAGAGUUGGAGUUUAUACUUAAGAAAGAUCUUUUUGAGGAAAAUGGAUCCAAUAGGAGUGACAUCAAUUUCAAAAUUGCUACUUUAGAACGUAAAAAAUUAGAAAUGCAGCAUCAUGUAGCACGUGGUGCACCCUACUUAGCGUUGGAUUUACACGAAGUUCAUGAACUGCGCCUAACACCCGAUCUUCCAGUACCUAAUAAGAAGAAAAUUAAACAUAUGGUUGAAAAAAUUGAAACUAUUUUGCAGGAUGCUAGUUGCCGAGAUUUGAUUUUUUCGGAACCAUCGACGAGUCGUUCGCCCAGAUCUUCUAGAAGUAGUGUUAUAGAAUUUGAUUAUUGAUACAAUUGUAUACAAUUUUUUAAAUAGCUUUA